Molecule: messenger RNA, 1095 nt
Organism: Homalodisca vitripennis (glassy-winged sharpshooter)
Lineage: Eukaryota; Metazoa; Arthropoda; Insecta; Hemiptera; Cicadellidae
Product: choline transporter-like 2
Exons: 4
Coding region: 16-963 (315 amino acids)
Biological process (GO): transmembrane transport
Cellular component (GO): membrane
Molecular function (GO): transmembrane transporter activity
Source: RefSeq, a predicted model, not a curated record
ACCCAAGUAAUAAUAAUGUAUUUUAUAAAAGUGUUACUGUUACAGGGGAUCAUAGAUAAUACAACUUGUACAGUAGAGGAAUUCAAUAAGUUUUGUCACCAAGCAGGAGACGUAAACUCCCACUGUUACACAGCAGGCUGUGCCAUCCGUAGCCUUAACUCAACCAAUCUGGUCCUGUACCUUCAGAUGUUUAAUCUAUUUGGGUUCUUCUGGGGAGUCUGGUUUGUGACUGGCCUUGCCCAAAUGAUUCUGGCAGGCACCUUCGCCACAUGGUAUUGGACAUUCCACAAACGAAACGUUCCAUUCUUCACUCUCUCACGGGCCAUCUUCCGGACACUUUGGUACCAUAUGGGAACUGUAGCAUUCGGCUCUCUUAUAAUAGCCAUUUGCAGUUUUAUUCGAGCUAUGAUCGAAUAUGCAGAAAAGAAAGUUAAAAAAUUUGAUAACGCUAUAACCAAAGCAAUAAUAUGCUGCUGUAAAUGCUUUUUUUGGUGCUUGGAAAAGUUCCUAUGUUUUAUAAACCGAAAUGCAUACAUUAUGUGUGCAAUUCAUGGGCAAAACUUUUGUACCUCAGCUAAGGAUGCAUUUCAACUUCUCAUGAGGAAUGUUAUCCGUGUUAUCUUUGUUGAUAAGGUGACAGAUUUCCUGUUUUUCCUGGGAAAAGUUCUAGUAACAGCAGUGCUGGUUGUCAUGUCGUAUCACGUGUUUACUGGUCAAGUGCGCCUACUAGACGACUCCGGCAGAGACGUUGUUCUUGUCUACCCUUGGCUGCCCAUGGCCAUUGUUGGGCUCAUGACUUACAUCAUAGUUUCCAUUUUCUUCUCAGUCUAUUCUGUUGCAGUAGAUACAUUGUUUCUCUGCUUUUUGGAGGACUGUGAAAGGAAUGAUGGUUCAGCAGAGAGACCCUACUUUAUGUCAAAACAAUUGAUGAAGAUCCUAGGAAAGAAGAACAAAAGAGUAUAGUAAAACUAGACUACAGGGUUGUUAUAUUGUAUACCAAAGCUAUAGUUACUACAUAGCAUCAUUUUGUACAGUUAAAAUGUUAUUGUAUAUGCUUAUCGAUAGUUUUGAUAAUUAAAGUUGUAUAUAAUAGAA